AUGUCCUCUUCUCCCACAGAGGUUACAGUGCGAUACACCAUCACAGAAGGCAAUAGGGAUGGUAUCUUCACUAUACACCAUCGUUCUGGGGUCAUCACACUCGCUGGAUCACUGGAUUACGAACUACAAGAUAAGCAUCAGCUAGUAGUGUCAGCAGAGUCAGCAGAUGUCAGCGCCCGAACUUUGGUCUUGGUCAAUGUUCUCGACACCAAUGACCACGCCCCUUUCUUCCUUGACCCCGCCCCUAAGGUCACGGUCAUAGAGGAGGACGAUCGUGACCUUCCUGCCCCCAUCAUCAAGGUAGAAGCGGUGGAUGAGGAUAAAGUGGAUGAGGGUCGCCUUGUGUACAGUGUGGGUGGUGACGGUGUGGAUAAUUUACACCCUGACGACACUUUCUUCAGGAUACACCCACGGACCGGACAACUAUACCAGCUGAGGCCUUUGGACCGUGACCCACCCGAUGGACUGAGCGUGUGGAAGGUCAAAGUUCAAGUCAGGGAUGGUCAGGUCAUCUCAGGUCACCAAGAUGACCCUAGGAGUGACCCGGAAGCUUUUAAUCACCAAGUUAGUCAAUUUGAUCUCGGUUUUGAGUCAUUGAGUCACCAAUAUAUCAUGAACGAUCAGGGAAUGAUGAGUCACCAAGAUAAAGAGUCGUUGAGUCACCAGAUACAAGACCAGAAGCACCAAGAUCACAUGUCUGUGAGUCACCAAACGGGAGGAAUGAGUCACCUUCACCAACAACCUCUGAGUCACCAAGUACAAAAAAAGAGUCACCAAGACCUAAGAAUAUUGAGUCACCAAGUACAGGAAAAGAGUCACCAAGCCGAAAGACUAUUGAGUCAUCAUUCGCCAAUGAGUCACCAAGCAGAUGAAAAUAAAUAUAGGAACCAGAAAAUAACCGAUAAAAAUGGAGAGACAGACACAGAUGAUAAAGGAGAGAAGAGAGAGAUAGAGAGACAGUUAACUGGCACUAAACUGUUCACUCAGUUAGUCACUCACACUAGACUAGUGCCAAAAAAACUACCAAUUCGACUACAGGUGAAAACAGUGCCACAACAGGUGAUAACAGUACCACAACAGGUGAUAACAGUACCACAACAGGUGAUAACAGUACCACAACAGAUGCCAACUGUGCCACAACAGAUGCCAACAGUGCCACAACAGAUGCCAUGGUACCACAACAGGUGA
This is a messenger RNA of Homarus americanus (American lobster), 1188 nucleotides long. Its product is annotated as protocadherin Fat 2-like. Gene Ontology annotation, molecular function: calcium ion binding; cadherin binding. The record is from RefSeq and is a predicted model, not a curated record. Bases 1 to 1188 code for a protein of 395 amino acids. Gene Ontology annotation, biological process: homophilic cell-cell adhesion. The transcript is spliced from 4 exons. Gene Ontology annotation, cellular component: catenin complex; plasma membrane. NCBI's taxonomy places the organism in Eukaryota, Metazoa, Arthropoda, Malacostraca, Decapoda, Nephropidae.